CUCCAGAUUCGUCUUCAGGUUGAACAAUAUGCUUCAAGUCAACAUGUCUAGACAAGCGAGGCCCCGUACAUGCAAAAGCAAAGCUAUCCAAGAAAUUUCGACGAUCCUCAGUUACGAAAGCGAUGAGGAAUACCAAGAUUAUAGGGAUUGCGAACACAACUCCGACCUUAAUGUACACCAAAGCCAGCAUCCCGACCGGCAGGAAGCACAUCUGAACGAGAGGCUAGUCCUACGCUUCCCCAGAACGAUGUGGAACAGCUAUUCAAAAAGUGCAUCACCGAAACCAUCGCACGGGGCAUCCGCACUCCAAUUCUCACAACAUGUAUGGAACUCGUAUGAGCGACCUUCUUCACCUGAGGCGUCUUCGUUUGCUAGAUCGCUCACCCCGCAAGCGCCCCGAGAAGUGAAGAAGGAGGAGGAGCAGGAGGAGGGAAGUCCCGAUUGCAAGACUAAGCUGUUUAGCUUUCAAUAUGGUGGCGAGGGCCGUUCGGUGUCUGGGAGUAACGCCAACGAUAUCGAGUUGAAAGGUCCUUGUUUCGAGGAUGACUGUCUGACUUGUUCUCAAUGGAACUUUAACAGAAUCGUUUUCAAGUACCAAACAGGUUCAGGGUUGACAGUGAGGACCAAAAAUGAAGUUUAGCAUUACAUGGAACUGCGAGAUGUACAUGAUAUGUCUUGCGACUCAGUCAAC
This is a messenger RNA of Aaosphaeria arxii CBS 175.79, 691 nucleotides long. RefSeq lists its product as uncharacterized. The transcript has a single exon. Lineage: Eukaryota; Fungi; Ascomycota; Dothideomycetes; Pleosporales. The coding region runs from base 44 to 640 and encodes 198 amino acids. The record is from RefSeq and is a predicted model, not a curated record.